AUGGCCGCUCGAGUCAGCAUGAUCACCUCCAAAGCCUCCUCCUUUUCACCUUUAUCCUUGUCUCUCCGACUCUCCACCACGCUUUACCUUGACCUUUCUCCGUCUCCAACUGGCUGCACGGGAGUGCUACAAGCUUUUUCUCGAGCAAUCAAGAACUCGCCUCUUGCAAGCCGUUACUUUUCAUGGUCUCGCUUGUCUACAUCCAUUGGAGUGGCAAUAACAGCUGCCUCCCGGCUCCCACAGGUAGCUGCGAUACACCCUCCCAUUCUUACAGCUCAACGACCAUCCAUCAGGGUACCAUGGCCCCAGCUUUUCCGGGCCCGGGGAUACUACUACGACGAUCGAGAAAUGCAUCAGAAGUUGUGUGGUCUGAGGAGAAUGUUGGCGAUGGAAGCUUACAUUCAGCGUGCUCGGCGGCUAGACCUCACGCGCCCCGAGGAUGUUACGUUCCUCACCGAUCCAGGCUACUUCACCAACCGCAGCAGUGGGAACUACCGCGAGAUAUACACGUGCAACCCGGUGCCGUUGUUCCCGACGCGAGUUCCAUUUCUGGAUAGGGACAAGUAUUAUUACUGUCUCGCUACCCGAAGGAUGAUUUGGGGACCGCCAGUGGGAAUAUGGGCGGACGAGGGCAUCCAAGGAGAGUGGAUUUACCGUCUCUAUGACCAACACAAGGACAUGAAUGCUCAUGGUGGCAAGGUCAAACCGCGGCCGAGGGUCGUUCAGAAAGGCCGGGAGAACGAGCUUAUUGCUCUCCCUGAACACGUCGUUGUGUUAGGCGAUCUAGUCUUAGCCUCCCCGAUUGGCAAGGAUUUCUCUAUUAGCCCCGCACAAGGGCUAGCUAGAGAGGACUGGUCUGACCAAACCCUAGAACUCACGGGAUAUCUUGUCGCCCUGGACUUCUUGAAUCCACAGCUCCCGCUUUGGAUUGUUCGCGAAGAUCAAUACGACGAUUUGGAUUUUUGGCACUACGACGAGUACACAAACCAAAUCUUGUGGAGGUACAGCCAGAGGAAACGCGACACGGCGAUGCUAUUUGACGGCAACCUGAGCUUGCAACUGGAAGAAGAAGACGAGUCUCGGCGAUCGUCAACAACGGUGGAUGGCGACAGCAAGGGCGAAUUUUAUGGCGCUGCCUGCAUCAUGGCCUCUUUCCGCCAUCUCGGCCAGCCACAAGCCAAUUACCAAGAGGCUGUGAAUUUAGUGGCCAAGUCUGCGCAGGCCCUGAGGCCCUACUUGGACUACAUCAACACUCAUGAGCUUCUGCCACUGAGACAGGGACAAGACCAAGCUCAAGAAAAGGAGCUUUGA
Thyridium curvatum is the source of this 1311-nucleotide messenger RNA. RefSeq lists its product as uncharacterized. The record is from RefSeq and is a predicted model, not a curated record. The transcript has a single exon. Lineage: Eukaryota; Fungi; Ascomycota; Sordariomycetes; Thyridiales; Thyridiaceae. The coding region runs from base 1 to 1311 and encodes 436 amino acids.